This is a messenger RNA of Conger conger (European conger), 1505 nucleotides long. Its product is annotated as torsin-1A-like. The record is from RefSeq and is a predicted model, not a curated record. The transcript has 5 exons. Gene Ontology annotation, biological process: protein localization to nucleus; nuclear membrane organization. The coding region runs from base 89 to 1045 and encodes 318 amino acids. Lineage: Eukaryota; Metazoa; Chordata; Actinopteri; Anguilliformes; Congridae. Gene Ontology annotation, cellular component: endoplasmic reticulum lumen; nuclear envelope. Gene Ontology annotation, molecular function: kinesin binding; ATP binding; ATP hydrolysis activity.
UCAUUGUUUCUGCUCAGGCAUCGCGGAAACAGUAACCGGCUGUUGGUUUCAUUUUCGGUUUUUAGGGGAGAUAAGAACGGAUAUUGACAUGGCUGGCCGUGAGCGUGUUCUUAGUCUCGCCAUUUGUUUCGUCUUAGUAGGACUUAGUGGGGCCUAUUUCGGAGAGAACGUAAUCAAACAAAUAAAACGUUUUAUUAAUUGUUCACCAAAUUACAAUCCAGAUGGUUUGGCCUCUGACUUGAAAAGCUCGCUCUUUGGCCAGCACUUGGCCUCUAAGGUGAUUCUGAAGGCCGUGACAGGGUUCAUGGAGGACCCUAACCCGACUAAACCUUUGGUCCUGUCUCUCCACGGGAGCUCCGGAACAGGGAAGAACCAUGUUGCCAAGAUUAUCGCUCAGAACCUCUUCAAAGACGGUGCCCAGAGCAGCCAGGUGCACCUGCUCAUUGCCACACACCACUUCCCUCAUCCUGACCAUUUGGAAACCUACAAGGCCCAGCUUCAGCAGUGGAUCAGAGGAAAUGUGUCAGUUUGUCCUCAUUCUAUGUUCAUCUUUGACGAGAUGGACAAGAUGAACCCACUUCUUUUUGAGACCAUCAAAUGCUUCAUGGAACACUACGCACAGGUGGAUAGAGUGUCCUAUAGACACGCCAUGUUCCUCUUUCUUAGUAACAAAGGUGGAGAAAUCAUAACCCAGAAGGCGAUGGAUUUCUGGAUGGCCGGCAGGAAGAGAGAGGAGAUUGAGCUGAACAGCCAGGGCCUGGAAACAGCCAUUAACAAACACCUUUUCAACAGCAAGAACGGUGGGUUCUGGCGCUCCAGCCUGAUUGACAGCAAUGUUGUGGAUUUCUUUAUCCCUUUCCUGCCUCUGGAGCACAAGCACGUAGUCAUGUGUGCCCUGGCAGAGAUGGCCACUCUCGGACACAAGCCUGACACCGCCAUCGCUGAGAAAGUCGCUGACGACUUUCUCUACUUUCCCCCAGAGAACAUGAUCUUCUCCAUCAAAGGCUGUAAAUCUGUCAGACAGAGAAUCAAAUACUACAUCUAGAGUAGAAUACAUCUAAAAUCAGACUAAAAUAGAUCUACAGGUAUCAGACUGAAAUACAACAUCUGCAGCUGAAAUAGUUGAACCUGUAGAUAUAGAUGCUUGGAAGUGAGUUGGAAGUGACUUUAUUUAAGAGAUUGUGGUUAUUUAUUAUAAUAUACCAAUAGGUCAACAUUUUAGAUUUUUACACUGCAGUUAUUUAGCUGUCUAUUAUCCAAAGUAGACUAACAGAUGAUUAGACAAAGGAGGGAACAUUCCCCCGUGGAACAUGCAUGAUAGCCACUAGGCUGUAGGCUGCAGUAUAUAGUCUGUAGGCUCUUGUACAUUUUGGUGCUUGUGACGAGUCUUUUUUUAAUGCAUGUGUUACUGAUUUAUAUUUUUUCUCUUGUAAAACACUUUGACCUGCAUUUUGUAAUGAAUUUGCUUGCUCUUUUAAUAAUAAAAUCAAAACUAUCAGACUGAC